Dictyostelium purpureum is the source of this 4350-nucleotide messenger RNA. RefSeq lists its product as uncharacterized. The record is from RefSeq and is a predicted model, not a curated record. Bases 1 to 4350 code for a protein of 1449 amino acids. The transcript has 8 exons. NCBI's taxonomy places the organism in Eukaryota, Evosea, Eumycetozoa, Dictyosteliales, Dictyosteliaceae. Gene Ontology annotation, biological process: sexual reproduction.
AUGAAAAAUUUUAAUUAUUAUUUUAAUUUGGUUGCAAAUGGAUAUUUUUUAAAAGAUGUAUCAGAACCUAAAAAUAUAUACAAAUCAUAUCCUUCACCUGCACCUACACAGGUUUGUUCUUUUAAUAUAGAUAUUUAUUGUAAAGAAAAUGCUAGCAGUGGAGAGUCUUGUGGAAACGUUGUUGUUAUGGAUAGUUUUGAUGGUACAGUUGUGGGUAUAACACUAAAAUACGAAAUGGGGGAACAAAAUGUCUAUCAAUACAAUAUAGUUACAGAAAAGAGCCAACCAUUUCAAUUGGGUGUAGGGACUAAUGUCUUAUUUUCUGUUGAUUUAGAAUGCACAGAGCCCGAUGUUUCAAAAAUUACUUUAAAUUUUAUUAGCAAAAGAUAUCUAUUAACUCCAUAUGGUACUAAAAGAAAGGUAUAUGGGGAGUAUGAAUUGAUGGGACUGGACCCAGAAUAUAAAAUUGAUGAUAUCGCAAUUGGGUCGAAUUUACUGUCAGAUAUUUGUUCAUUUGGUGUAAAAACAUUAAGAACUACAUUAAAAAAUAUUUUUUUACAAUGCAUGGAAAUUCCAUUUGAUUUAACAGAAAUCCAACUUCAAAUUUCAUCAGGUAGUCAAUCUAAAAAUUUUAAUAUAGAGCCCAUUCAAAAAGAUUUUACUGAAUAUUCAGUUUAUAAUAUUACACAAUUUCCACCAUUAGAAUAUUCGCAAGGAAUAGAUUUAUUAGGUUAUUAUCAAAAUCCAGUGCUUUCAUUUCAAGCAAACACAACUAUGAACGGUGCGUGUUUUGGGAUAUCAGUAAAUAAUAUAACAGUCAAACACCCUCUUUUUUUUCCAAUUUACGGAAAUGAAAAAGAAACCACAUAUUUGUUUUCAAUGGAUGGUUAUGAAGAUACAGUAUAUAAUCUAUUUUACUACAGUAAUUCUAAAUAUUUGGAGGCAAGAGCAUCUCAACAAAUAAAAUCUAAUUCAAAACAAUUUCCAAUUAAUGAAAUUAUAACUACACCAUUAUAUAAUCUUGAAACUUUUUUAAAAUUCAGGUUUACCGAAAAUAAAAAUUAUUACUUUAAUACAUUAGUUUAUGAUUUAAGUAGUUUAAGAUCUACCACAAAAUUUCCAUUUGGAUAUAUAAAAGGUAAUUCAAAUGGGUACACAUUCGAAAUUUCCAGUGUGGUAAGAGAGAGUUAUUUCGGCUCUUCAUAUUAUAGUCUUAAACCAGUCAUUGAAUCUCUUUUACCCCAAAGCCAUGAAUUCUUACCAAAAAAUACAAGUCCUUAUGACAUCACACAAUCUCCCUCAGUUUAUGAUAGCCAAGUCUUUUAUUUAGAUCGUGGUAUUUAUUUAAUAAAAUUAUUCAUCAAAACCCCAUAUGGCUUUAGCUUUUUUAAAGAUGAAAACAAUCAAAUAAUUGGUUCAGAAUCAUUUAUAGGUGGAAAUUCAACAGAAGGUGUUUAUGAACUUAAAAAUUUUGAAAGUUUUGAAAUUGCCGAUCAGCCUUUGUUCUAUUCAAGCUAUUCAAGAGUUGAAAGCAGUAUUCUAUAUAUUAAAGACGAAAAUGCAAUAAGAAAUUAUCAAACAACUAUUCAAAAUUUUGAUAUCCUCAAAAUACAAGAUGUAUCAUUUUUAUACAACGACUUGGACAUAACCAAUCAUAGAUGCUACAAUGUUUUUUAUUUUAAUUAUAGCGAUAUUGUACCAAGAGAUACUAUUUUUAAAAUGAAAGCAAUAGAGACCACUUAUAACAAUUACUAUCCAAAUACUUUUGUUUCAGCCUGGAAUGAAACAAAAAAAUCAUUUCAAAUAGAGUUUUUUGUUGAUUCAAAUACUGAAAUAGGUGAAUAUCAAUUUACAAUACAAUCUAAUUUACAAAUAUUAUAUAAUAAUCAUUUACCAAUCCAACUAAAUAUUAAAAAGACAAGAAUGGAUUAUCAGGGACCAAUAUUUAGUAACAUUAAAAAAAUACCAGAAAUUUCUGCAAAUAGUCAAAGUAUUAUAUUUGGAUGGACUUUAACAAUAGAAGACCCAAUCAAUGGUUUUGAUCAUGGUUUUAUUGUGGUAAAGGGCGAAAGUGACCAAUCUACCUAUAAUUUCUCAUUAACUACUAUGGAUGUAAAGAAAAAUGGCAACAUUUAUUUAGGUGAAUAUGAUAUCAAACUCAAUGUAUCGAGUACUUGUGUUACCCAAAACUAUGUAAUUAGCGAAGUAAAAUUGCUGGAUAGAAUGAAAAGGUUCUCUUAUUUUGCAAUUCUCCCUCUUGAAAACUAUAAAAUACCAAAUAUUGCAAUCCUAAAUCCAUUUAUAAAAUUUAUUCAAGAAAGAAAUAUCAAUAAAUAUCAGUUGCAAUGUACAAUUUCAAAAAUCGAUUCAGAUCCACCAAUUUUAACCCAAUUUAUUGUCCCUCAAACUGAAAUAGAUGUUAGUAGUUUAACAAGGGUUCUAAAUUUUGAAUUUUCUGUAACUGAUCAAGAUAGUGGUAUCAAAGAUUAUCAAUAUCCAAUUGUAUAUAUAAGCAAUACAAACAAUCAAAUUUUAGAAUGUAAAUCAAAUAUAACAUCCAUAGAUUCUUUUUCAGCUUCCUAUUCAUGUUCUAUACAACUACCUUUAGGUUUUGGAUAUCCUGGUAUUUUAUUAUUCUCAGUGUAUGGUUUCAUCAAUAAUGGUGGCUCAUAUAGUGGCUACUCAUCAGAUAUGUUACAAUCAAAUGGGUUCACAAACAGUAUCAAUACACUAUUCAAUACCAUAGAUCCAAUACUUACCGGUCAUAUGUUAAUAACAGAAAAAGGUGGUGAUUUAUGGCUUUAUGGAAGAGGUUUAAAUACAACAAUCUCAGUAUUUAUUUUAUAUAGCGAUGAUUCAAAUUUUUCAACACAACCAAAAAAAAAAUACUCAACAGCAAUCUUAGUUCAAGGAAUACGACCUACAACUGAACCAUUUGAAGUUUAUAUAGAAAUAAUCCCAAGUUACGGUGCCCUAUCUACCAUAUCAAAUAAAAUAAUAAUUACACCAACUCUUUAUGAUUAUUUUUUAGAUGAUUGUAAUAACAAUGGUAUCUUAAUUAAUUAUAUGGAGUGCAAAUGUAAUAGUAAAUGGACAACAAAAGAUAUUAAAAGCCAAUGUACAAUACCAAAUCAUUAUAUAUCAUCGUCAACACAAGUAUCACAUCUAACUGGUGGUGAAAUUACAUUAUAUGGUUGGUUUGGAGGAAAAAAUAGUAAUCCAAAACUUUAUAUUGACAACAAAGAAAUUAAAAUGACAUCUACAGCUAUUUCAUCAGACUCAUUCAAGGUAACCAUCGGUCCAGGUAGUGUAGGUCCAAUUCAAGUCAACUAUACUCAAAAUAGUAUCUUAUGGAGCGGUAUUAUAUAUCCAUAUUUAGUUAUUGAAAAACAAUGUCCAUUAAAAUGUGAAGAACAUGGCACAUGCAACAAAGUAACAGGUACAUGCAGUUGUAAUUCAGGCUAUACAGGUUUCGAUUGUUCAUCACCAAUAAAUAACAACAAUAACGGAACUGAAACACAUGUGGAUAAUAAUGGUACAACAAUUAUUAAGAAUCAAGAUAUAGGAUAUUCAAUUUCAAUCGAUUCAAUUAUCGAAUUAGACUUUGCAGGUAAUUCAAUAUCAACACUAAAUCUCACAAACAAUUGGAUAUUUGUAAAUAAAGUUGGAACAGUCACAACAUUCAAUCAAACCAGAGAUAAUGAAGAUAAAACACAGGCAUUAGUAAUAUUAGCUAUCGAAGAGGUUAACGAUAGAGACAAAGAUUUUACAUUUGCAGGUAAUGAAUUUACAGUAACCAAAGGAGGUCUCAAAAUGUCACUAUCAGUUUCUAAUUGGUUAUACAAGAGCAAUUUAAAUACACUGCAAGUACAAAUGUCAUCUGAAAUAUCUGAUAUUCAAUCUAAUAACUGUUACAAAGAUGAAAGAACUUCAACUAUAGAAUCACAAUCAAAUAAUAAUAAUUUAAUAGAUAAUAUUAAUUAUUUAAAAAUCACCAAAAAUGGAAAUAUAUUAUAUUCAAGAUUCCAAGAUAAAAUGCUAUCAGACAAAAGACCAACAACAGUAACAGCUAAAAUAUUAUCAAAAGACAAAACAUCAGUAAAAAUUGCACUAAACCUACCACAUUGCGAUGAAUGCUUAAUCGAUCCCGACUUUUCAUUAUUGAUCACAUCAGAUUAUAAAACUGACUGUAAAUCAUCAAAGAAAUGGGUAAUCGCAGUGGCCGUAGUUUGUGGCGUUGUAGGUUUGGCUAUAGUUUCAAUUUCCCUAUAUCUAAUUUAUAAAAAGAGUACAUUUUUAAAAAUCAAAGUUUAUGCAUUUAGAAAAUAUUUACAAAAUAAUAACAAUUAA